Molecule: messenger RNA, 4086 nt
Organism: Aspergillus fijiensis CBS 313.89
Lineage: Eukaryota; Fungi; Ascomycota; Eurotiomycetes; Eurotiales; Aspergillaceae
Product: putative plasma membrane phosphate transporter Pho87
Exons: 8
Coding region: 1-4086 (1361 amino acids)
Biological process (GO): polyphosphate metabolic process; phosphate ion transport; monoatomic anion transmembrane transport
Cellular component (GO): membrane
Molecular function (GO): phosphate transmembrane transporter activity
Source: RefSeq, a predicted model, not a curated record
AUGCCGCCGCGUCUCAAUCUCUUCACCGCAAGAGCGGUUCCCGCUUUCUGCCAGCCUUCGACGGCCGCUGCCCGCCGCAGCAUCGCGACUAUUUGGAAUGCCAACCGGCCCUCGACCACCAAUGGCGUGAAAUCCGGCCUCUCAGCUUCGGCCCAGAUGACGAAGCGUUGGAACUCGUCCGGUAGCGAUGGAAAGGAAAAGUCAGAGGGCUUUAAGGGCCCGACCGAGGACCCUUUGCCCCAUGUUAGUGAAGAGGCCGCCGAGGUCAGCAAGAUUAUGGACAAGAGAUGCGAUGGCGGUGUCUCCAGCCCGGAACUGGAGCAGGGAACGCCUAUCUCUGAGAUCUUGCAGCGUGAUAAGAAUGCUCAAAAACAUGCCCCCAAGGUCAUGCAAGACCAAAUGAAGAAUCAGUCGGGCAAGCGCUCAUUCUCAACAUCUGCUCGUCGCAUGCAACCAGAGUUAGAAAAGUCGGCUGAUUUCGACGACGCUUCGGCUGCCCUUGUGGCGAACAUGGUUUCUCAGGUUAACGCGCAAGCUGCCGAGUUGCACCCUGGACUUAAAUUCGAUGCGCCCAGCAAGCCUUUGGGCAAGACCGAUAACUUCCGUUCCCGAUACGACGGGCUACUGGAGCAGCUCACAAAGCAGCUCAUGCGUGAUGGAAAGUUGUCCAGGGCUUACAAGGAUAUGUCGUUCAUUCUGGACCACCUGCGGACUUCGCCUCCACCCAACAGGAACCCGAGGCGACCUUUGCUUCCCGGCCCCCCUAACGCCCAGCUUCCUCUCAACCCUCUCCUCUACCUCACUCUCAUCAUCGACUCCGUUGCUCCCUUGGUCAAGAUCCGCCAACAGAAGGGUAUUGCUGGUGGUGGUGCAGCGGUGCAGAUCCCUGUGCCCCUCGCUCUCAGACAGCGUCGGCGGACGGCCAUUCGGUGGAUUAUCGACGCUUCGGACAAGCGUCGGGACAGCAACUUCGCUAUGAGAGUUGCACAGGAGCUGGUUUCCGUUGCGGAGGGCCGUAGUGGUGCGUGGGAUCGCAGGGAGAUGGUGCACAAGCUUGGUGUUGCAGGCCGACACCGUCAAAUCCACGAGUGCGAGUGCAUUGAACCGAUAUUUAAUUCAUUGCCGGUCUUGCCCCGCUCCUCCCUCGCAUUCUUUUUCUCGUCCGACACCGUGUCGUCGAAUGCCGUUGGCCGAUCUGUGGCACGCAUCGCUUCUGCGAGGGGUGCCUCCACGCACUACGAUAACACCGUAACCCCUCUCGAUCAUCAGGCUAUCGAACUCGUCGAAUUCCCCGAAUCCCUUCCUGUCACGACAUCGGCCAAGUCACACGAUCCGCGAUCUCGAGCCGUUGCGCACCACCCGGACAGUACCUUACACGGCACCGACGACGAGAAGAGGGUCCCCCGGCGCACCCAGCACAGAAGGCCGGAUAGAAUCAAGUUUUGGAUAGAAGCUCUCCAACGCUGCGCUUAUCACCACCAGCGCACCCCUUCGCCCAAGAUGAAGUUCUCACACAGCAUCCAGUUCAACGCGGUGCCGGAUUGGAGUGCCUAUUACCUCGCUUACAGCAACCUUAAGAAAUUGAUUUAUUCCCUAGAACAGGAAGCGCACCGCUCGACUGCUCAGAGCCAUCCCGAUGUUGAGUCAGCGCCGCUGCUCGAUAACACGCCGAACCCGGAUGCGAUCUUCCGUCGGGCUUUAGAUGCGGAGCUGGAGAAAAUCUGCUCUUUCUACCAAGUAAAGGAGGUGGAAGUGUUCAAGGAGGUCGAAGAUGUGGCCAGACUUGCGGAGGACUAUGUGUCCAGGGCCGACAGGGCAAAUAUCGACCCAAUGAGCGAGAACAUGAUUAAGGCAAGAACCAUGAGUUCCGGCUCGAGGAACCGACAGGAGCGGCGACGUAGCACGUUCAGCGACACGAUCGGAGAUGAAGACGAUGACGAUGAUGACGAUGCAGACAGUGACGAUGACCGUGCCGCGCCGACGGGUCAGAACCGACCUCGAUCGCAUGGGGCCGAAUCCAGUAAUCAUGACGGUAGUCGCACGGAGGAUAUGAGGGACUCGAGCGUCUGGGCGGCAGAUUCUAGGCUGCUAGGGUACCACGGCCAAUCUACGAGCCGUGCAGGCGCCCACGACGAGCAAAGCGCCGAUCCCACCGUGGUGGAUCUCUAUAACGAUGGUGUGUCGCUCAAGAAACAAGCUGUUACCGCCUACGUCUCCAUCUGUGGGCUCAAGUCGUACAUUCAGUUGAACAAGACGGGCUUCUCCAAGGCUCUGAAGAAGUAUGACAAGAUCAUGGACCGUAACUUGCGCCGGGAUUACAUGAACGCGGUUGUGGCUCCGGCCUACCCCUUUACGGAUUACACCAUGGAAAGGGUAGAUGAUCACAUCCACAAGAUCGAGGCUGUUUACGCUGAGGUGAUCACUACGGGCAACCUGCCUCUAGCCAAGCGUGAACUGCGACUGCAUCUGAGAGAGCAUGUUGUCUGGGAGAGGAACACCGUCUGGAGGGAGAUGAUCGGCAUCGAACGGAAAGCUCAGGCUGCUAACGUUGGUAUUCGUCGCACUCUACUUGGGGGAGACAACGAUCCAGCAGCCGCACGCCGCCAGGGUGACGAGCAAGAAACCAAAGGUACAGUGGUGAGGACGCCGAUUGGUGUCUACCACCUCCCUCAGUGGGUUUGCAGCUUGAGCUUCGGUACACUUGUCUUCAUCUUGGUUGUUUUUACGACUUUGCUUUCUGUUCCUAUCCUGGAAAAGCCGGAGCAACAGAAUUGUCUGGCUAUGCUUGUGUUUGUCAGUUUGCUAUGGGCUACUGAGGUCAUUCCUCUCUUCGUGACUUCGUUACUUAUCCCUUUCCUUGUCGUGAUGCUUCGUAUCAUGAAGUCCGAGGACAAGCCUCACCAGCGGCUGGGACCGAAGGAGGCCACCAGCGCCGCCUUUAGUGCCAUGUGGACGCCGGUAAUCAUGCUCUUACUCGGCGGGUUUACCAUUGCAGCAGCGUUGUCCAAGUACGAUAUUGCCCGUCGGAUGGCUAUGUUCGUGCUGAGCAAAGCGGGUUCCAAUCCCCGAGUGGUCCUUCUCACCAACAUGUUCGUGAGCAUGUUCUUGAGUAUGUGGAUCAGUAACGUCGCCUCCCCAGUCUUGUGCUAUUCGAUCAUCCAGCCGCUUUUGCGCAACCUGUCACCGGAUUCGAACUUCGCCAAGGCCCUUGUCCUUGGAAUCGCUCUGGCGGCCAACGUCGGGGGCGCCGCAUCGCCGAUCGCUUCUCCACAGAACAUCAUUGCACUUCAGAACAUGUAUCCGAGCAUCAGUUGGGGUACAUGGUUCUUCAUCUCCUUGCCUGUGUGUAUCAUCUCUAUCCUGCUGAUUUGGGUCCUUCUGUUGGUAAGUUUCCAUGUGGGUCAGGAUACGACCAUUGUUCCGAUUCGACCACUCAAGGACAAGUUCACGGGCGUGCAAUGGUUCAUCACCAUUGUGACUCUGUCGACCAUUGGCCUCUGGUGUGGCAGCCACCAACUCGAACAUAUCUUCGGCGACAUGGGCGUGAUCGCCAUCAUUCCCAUGGUUUUGUUCUUCGGCACUGGUAUCCUCAACAAGGAGGAUUUUAACAACUUUCUUUGGACCAUCAUCAUCCUUGCGGCGGGCGGACUCUGUCUUGGCAAGGCCGUCACAUCGUCUGGGCUUCUGCACACACUCGCCAAUGCUAUCCGGAUGCGCGUGGAGCAUCUGAGUCUUUACGGCGUGCUAAUCGUCUUCUCCGCCUUGAUUCUGGUCAUCGCUACCUUUAUCUCCCACACCGUUGCGGCGUUGAUCAUGCUCCCUCUGGUCCGCCAGAUCGGCGUCAGCAUGGCGGAUCCUCACCCCAACCUGCUCGUGAUGGCCAGCGCGUUGAUGUGCUCUGUGGCCAUGGCACUUCCCACCAGUGGCUUCCCCAAUAUGACCGCCAUCAUGACUGAAGUCCCGCAAACCGGUCAGCGGUACCUGCAAGUCCGGCACUUCUUUACGCGCGGUAUCCCGGCCAGUCUUAUGGCGUUUGUCGUGGUCGUGACGGUAGGCUAUGGGUUGAUGUACAUUGCGGGGUUGUAA